Molecule: messenger RNA, 404 nt
Organism: Phytomonas sp. EM1
Lineage: Eukaryota; Euglenozoa; Kinetoplastea; Trypanosomatida; Trypanosomatidae
Source: the annotation of a GenBank genome assembly
AUGAGUUAUAAGGACAACUUCAGUCACACACUCACACAUAUAUAUAUAUAUAUUUAUAUGAAUAUAUUUUUAUUGUCUUUUCGUCACCAAGCACUGGCGAGUAGCCUGUGUAAUAUUUAUGAUUUACAUUUUCCCUUUUUGAUACUUAUAUGCGGUUUUGGGGUCAUCGAAAAACAUGGAGAAAGUCCAUGUUUUUAUAGGAUCAAGGGGAAAACAGGCUUGCUUGGGACAAGAAUAGUUCAUUUAGGAAAGUUUGAAUGACUAAAACGAUUAAUGGAAAGAAACUUAUUACAUUUAGCGAUAGUAAUAUAUAUUUUUUAUAUUUUUGUGAAUCUUUUGCUUAGCACUAGCGUUAAUUGUAGCCCAUCUUUGCAGUACAAAACGGGGAGUCGUUACUUUUGGCA